Messenger RNA from Cyprinodon tularosa, 1185 nucleotides. RefSeq lists its product as uncharacterized. The transcript has 8 exons. The record is from RefSeq and is a predicted model, not a curated record. NCBI's taxonomy places the organism in Eukaryota, Metazoa, Chordata, Actinopteri, Cyprinodontiformes, Cyprinodontidae. Gene Ontology annotation, biological process: cell surface receptor signaling pathway. The coding region runs from base 1 to 990 and encodes 329 amino acids. Gene Ontology annotation, molecular function: transmembrane signaling receptor activity.
AUGAAGGAAACAUCUCUCAGAUUACUCCUCUCCCUGAUGUUAAUGUCGUGCAGCACAGCAUACAAAGCUGCCCUGACUGUGAGUCCCAGCAGAUCUCAAUUCUUUCCUAGAGAAUCUGUGUCUCUGAGCUGUGAGGAGAACAACAGCUCUGCUGGAUGGACUGUAUGGAGGAACACAACCACAGAAACCAGGACUCGGUGUGGAGAUGGAUGGGGGAAAACAGCUGGUUCUACCUGUAACAUCAGCUACCUGUACCCAGAUGAAAGUGGAGUUUACUGGUGUGGGUCGUCCAGAGAGGGAGCAGCCAGCAGCAGCAUCCAGCUCACUGUCACUGGUGGAUCAGUGAUCCUGCAGAGUCCUGUCCUCCCUGUGAUGGAGGGAGAUGACGUCACUCUGAGCUGUCUAACAAAGACCACUCGCUCCAACCUCCCAGCUGCUUUCUAUAAAGAUGGCUCCCUCAUCAGGACUGAGCCCAAAGGUCACAUGACCCUCCACCAGGUGAACCGCUCUGAUGAAGGCUUCUACAGGUGUAACAUCAGUGGUCAUGGAGAGUCUCCAUCCAGCUGGAUCUCUGUUGAAGAGAAAUCAACCACCACUUUUCCACCUGACUCUAGUCGUCCUCCACCUACAUCUUUCACUUCUCCCUCCGACCAGCCUUUUCUCCCUACCAUUGUAGUUCCUGUCUUGAUUUUGUUUUUCGUUUUACUCUUGCUACUUCCUUUAGUUCUACUUGUAACACGACACAUGUGCAGGAAAUCUGAUGGUAUAGAAGGAAAUGAUGUAGAAAAGAGCACUGCAUACAGUGAGCUGAGAAUCGUCACAAACCAGCAGCAGCCAGUCAGAGGCAGUAGAGAGAGAGAUUCAGCUUCAAUUUACUCUGUGGUGAGGACAGAGGACAUCAGCUAUGGACAGAUCAACAUCAGACCAAAGAGGACACGAGAGCCAAAGCAAAACAUCCAGCAAGAAGUUUUCUACUCCUCAUUCAGAUAGAGCUCUGCUCUGACUAUUCAAUGGACUGGGAAAUCUCUGCCUCCUGUCAACCAUCCCAUUGAUGGGAGUAGCACUGUUAUCAUUUAACUUCAAUUAUGUUUUAGUUCUUCUCAUUCUUCAUAAUUAUUUGUUUUUAUCUGAUCAUGCAUGAUGUUCCCUCAGCUCUGUUUUCUGUGCUUGUUUAAUAAAGUCUGA